This is a messenger RNA of Thalassophryne amazonica, 1255 nucleotides long. Its product is annotated as trafficking kinesin-binding protein 1-like. Gene Ontology annotation, molecular function: signaling receptor binding. The transcript is spliced from 10 exons. Lineage: Eukaryota; Metazoa; Chordata; Actinopteri; Batrachoidiformes; Batrachoididae. Gene Ontology annotation, cellular component: dendrite. Gene Ontology annotation, biological process: neurotrophin TRK receptor signaling pathway; neurogenesis; anterograde axonal transport of mitochondrion. The record is from RefSeq and is a predicted model, not a curated record. The coding region runs from base 443 to 1255 and encodes 270 amino acids.
GUGGGGCAGGGCGCAGGUCGGAUUGUAAAGCAGCACAGAGGCUCCAGUGACCUUCACAGGACGUCCCACAAUAACAGCAGCAGCACCACACUGGUCGGAGCCUGAUGACCUGACGGGACGCUGAGCCACCAGGGGGCAGUGUUUGGCUCCAGUCAAGCUGGCCCACCCUGCUGCUCCUUCUCUUCCUUGUUUGUCUUCGCCCCCAGAGACCCACCUGGACUCCCAGACACCCUCUUCCCUCCAUGAGGGGCAGGAGGAGGCGUUGGGGGUCCCGAAUGCGGACCCCCGGUUUCAUCACCUUCCUCAGACCCUCGGAGUCACGGGACGGCCGCGCUGCCGCGAUGUGUCCACCCUCACAGACCUGUGUUCAGACCUGCCGGAGCUGGAGAUCGUCAGCCUGCUGUCUGAAGGUCAGCCCAGCUACACGCUGCGCGCGGACAGCAUGUUUGGCUACGAUUAUGAUGACUGGCUGCACACCCCUCUGCUGCCACCAGGUGUCACUCUGGGACUCACACAUGAGCAGAUUGAAGAGACGCUCAAAUACUUCUUGUUGUGCUCAGACAGAGUGGGUGGGGUCACCAGGACGUAUCACGACAUUAAAGCGGUCAGCCACCUGCUGGAGGAGAAAGAACGCGAUCUGGAGUUAGCGGCCCGGAUCGGGCAGUCCCUCCUAAAACAGAACCAGGAACUAACGGCACGAAAUGAACUGCUGGAUGAACAGCUUGAAAUUGCAAAAGAGGAGAUUGCUCAACUUCGCCACGAGCUCUCGAUGCGAGACGACCUCCUUCAGUUCUAUGCUGGUACUGAGGAACUGGAGAACGCAGAGUCUCGCUCGAUAAUGAAGAGAAACGAAUCGUGCGCUUUGCUCACCAACUCCGCCCACUAUGACUUCGUGCAGCAGAAACUGAGGAGUUUAGAGGACGAGAAUCGCAAACUGCGAUUGGAGGCUAAUGAGCUGGUGUCUGAGACGAGCAGCUAUGAGGAGCAGGAGCAGGAACUAAUGAUGGUGUGUGUGGAGGAACUCUCUUCUGUCAACAAGCAGGUGUUUGACUUGUCUGAGGAACUGGCACGAAAGGUGGAGGACUGUGUGCGACAGCAGGAAGAGAUCAGCUCUCUGCUCGCUCAGAUUGUCGACCUGCAGGCUCGCUGCAAAACGUUGGCGCACGAGAACGAGGAGCUGAACCACAACCUGUGUGCCUCUCGUGAGAACCAGUUCAAGCUUCAAUCUGAGGCAAGUUUCUGUGCGCUUUUAUAG